AUGGCUAAGGUUGGACUUCCUAAGAACAUUGCUGCUGUCGCUGCCCCCGAGGUCGGCUCAGUUCGUCUUUUUGGCAAGUGGGAGUACGACGUCGAAGUGAAGGACAUCUCCCUCACCGACUACAUCUCGCUCCGCAACGCGGUGUACGCCCCUCACACUGCUGGCCGCUACGCCACCAAGCAGUUCCGCAAGGCCCAGAUGCCCAUUGUCGAGCGUCUUGUCAACGCUCUUAUGUUCCACGGCCGCAACAACGGUAAGAAGCUCAUGGCUGUCCGCAUUGUCGCGCACGCCUUUGAGAUCAUCCACCUCCUUACCGAUGCCAACCCUAUUCAGAUCCUGGUGGACGCCAUCAUCAACACUGGUCCCCGUGAGGACUCGACCCGUAUCGGUUCGCAGGGUACUGUCCGUCGCCAGGCCGUCGAUGUGUCGCCUCUGCGUCGCGUGAACCAGUCGAUUGCGCUCCUCACCACUGGUACGCGCGAGUCGGCUUUCCGUAACGUGAAGAGCAUUGCCGAGUGCCUUGCUGAUGAGCUCAUCAACGCCGCCAAGGGUUCGUCGAACUCGUUCGCCAUCAAGAAGAAGGACGAGCUCGAGCGUGUGGCCAAGUCCAACCGUUAA
Malassezia sympodialis ATCC 42132 is the source of this 618-nucleotide messenger RNA. RefSeq lists its product as uncharacterized. Gene Ontology annotation, biological process: translation. Gene Ontology annotation, molecular function: RNA binding; structural constituent of ribosome. The record is from RefSeq and is a predicted model, not a curated record. Lineage: Eukaryota; Fungi; Basidiomycota; Malasseziomycetes; Malasseziales; Malasseziaceae. Gene Ontology annotation, cellular component: small ribosomal subunit. Bases 1 to 618 code for a protein of 205 amino acids. The transcript has 3 exons.